Neoarius graeffei (lesser salmon catfish) is the source of this 2730-nucleotide messenger RNA. RefSeq names its product 6-phosphofructo-2-kinase/fructose-2,6-biphosphatase 4b (gene pfkfb4b). Gene Ontology annotation, cellular component: cytosol. Gene Ontology annotation, molecular function: fructose-2,6-bisphosphate 2-phosphatase activity; ATP binding; 6-phosphofructo-2-kinase activity. The coding region runs from base 86 to 1528 and encodes 480 amino acids. Lineage: Eukaryota; Metazoa; Chordata; Actinopteri; Siluriformes; Ariidae. The transcript has 14 exons. Gene Ontology annotation, biological process: fructose metabolic process; fructose 2,6-bisphosphate metabolic process. The record is from RefSeq and is a predicted model, not a curated record.
GCUGCUCCUCAGCUCUGCAGUUCAGACUCAGUGUCGGCUCUCCUGCUCGCAGUCGGGGCGCGCGCGGCAUGUCAACUCCACCGGUAUGAGUUCCACUCAAGCUGUGACGUUAACUCCGGUAGCUCUGCCCCGGGAGCUCGCGCAGAACCCGCUGCACAAGAUCUGGAUGCCGUGCAAGAACGGACUUCCGGACAUGCAUAUUUCUCAGAGAAGAGUUUGCAUGACCAACUGUCCCACCCUCAUAGUGACUGUGGGGUUGCCAGCUAGAGGAAAAACCUACAUCUCUAAAAAACUCACUCGAUACCUCAACUGGAUUGGUGUUCCAACUAAAGAGUUUAAUGUUGGACAGUACCGGAGGGAGUGUACAAAGGUCUACAGGAACUUUGAGUUUUUCCAUCCUGAUAAUGAAGAGGGACUGAAGAUCAGGAAACAGUGUGCUCUGACAGCUCUGAAUGACGUGAGACAGUUCCUCAGUGUGGACAGAGGACAUGUGGCUGUGUUUGAUGCCACCAACACUACGAGAGAGAGGAGGAAAAUGAUCAUGAGAUUUGCUGAACAAAACGGGUACAAGGUUUUUUUUGUUGAGUCUCUGUGUGACGAUCCAGAGGUUAUUGCUCAGAACAUUGUACAGGUAAAGUUGAACAGUCCUGAUUAUAUUGACUGUACCACUGAGGAGGCUGUUCAGGACUUUAUGAAGAGGAUUAAAUGUUAUGAGAACUCGUACGAGCCUCUGGAUGAGGUGUUGGACAGGAACCUGUCCUACAUUAAGGUGAUGGAUGUGGGGAUGCGAUAUUUAGUAAACCGUGUGAUGGACCACAUUCAGAGCCGCAUCGUUUAUUAUCUGAUGAAUAUUCACAUCACUCCACGCUCCAUCUACCUCUGUCGCCAUGGCGAGAGCGAACUCAACAUCUGUGGACGCAUCGGGGGCGAUUCAGGCCUGUCCCCCCGUGGCAAGCAGUUCGCGAUAUGUUUGAGGAAAUUCAUUCAAGAACAGAACAUAAAGGAUCUGAAAGUCUGGACGAGUCAAAUGAAGAGAACCAUCCAGACUGCAGAGGCUCUCGGUGUUCCGUAUGAACAGUGGAAAGCUCUUAAUGAGAUCGACGCUGGCGUGUGUGAGGAGAUGAUGUAUGAGGAGAUACAGGAACAUUAUCCUCUGGAAUUUGCAUUGCGGGAUCAGGACAAGUUCCGAUAUCGCUACCCUAAAGGAGAGUCGUAUGAGGAUCUGGUACAGCGUUUGGAGCCUGUGAUUAUGGAGUUGGAGAGGCAGGAGAAUGUUCUGGUGAUCUGUCACCAGGCCAUCAUGCGCUGCCUCCUCGCCUACUUCCUGGACAAAAGCUCAGAGGAGUUGCCGUAUCUGAAAUGUCCUUUACACACUGUGCUAAAACUCACACCUGUGGCUUAUGGAUGUAAAGUGGAGUCGGUGGGUCUGAAGGUGGAUGCAGUGAACACACACCGAGAAAAACCUGAGAAUGUGGAUGUGUCUCGUUUGGCUGAGGAGGCGCUGCUCACCGUCCCUGCACACCACUAAACAUGCGCAUUCAUUCACUCUACACUGUUUCACAUUCCUGUUUACUCCUUAAUAAUCCUUCAUUAUUCUCCCUGAACACUGUGAAUGAGUUUUACUUUUGUCAUAAUAAUCAAACGGAGUGCUGACUGGAAGCCAGUCCUGGAGAGAGAGUGAGUGGGUGUGUGUGCCCGCACGUGCGUACUCAGAUUUACACAUGCUGCAUGUACACGAGGGUGAGCAACUGAAACACAUUCCUCAUUUUUCUUGUUUACACUUUUAGAAAAAAAAAAGUUAAAAUAGCACUUUUUUUUGUUUUUGACAGGAAAAAUAUAUAAAUAAUAUCCUGUGCCAAACACACAACUUUGAGUUCCUUUUAUUAGUUUAACUAAUAAACUAAGCAUAGUUGGUGAAUUUUAACUCUGAUUUUCAGUCUGAUUGUAAAAGUGAACAUCUCUAGAUUAGAUUAGAGUGAUGAGUUCUUUUUUUUUUAUAAAAAAUGUGCACAAACAAAAUUUAAUAAUCGAAUCAAAUUUGAGUUGAAUUUAGACAUAAAGAGCUUUUAGGUGAAUGAUGAACAUCAUCCUGAGUUUCUGUUUUAUUGCUGACAGUAAAACAAAUGUACAGAGUGAAGUUUGCACACGUGUGCGGGGAGAGAGAGAGAGAGAGAGAGAGAGAGAGAGAGAGAGAGAGAGAGAGCAUGCAGGAAUCUCCUGGAACAAAGUGAAACUUUUAUUUUAUUUGAAUUUUCUUUGGAUGUGAUGUUUUUGCACAUUUCUGAGCCUUCAGCUGGGGCCGAGUUGAAAACAAUCAAUCAUUUUCUUGAAAGAGAGGUGUGUGUGUGUGUGUGUGUGUUUAAACAUUCCACAGAGACACAGAAGCUGUGAGGAGGAAAUAAAUAAAGCUCUUUUUGUUCAUAUUUGAGAGAAACAGUCGAUGCAGUGUACAGAGUUAUUCCUCAGCUAUUGGUUUUACUUUUACACAGUGAAGACUCAGAUCGUCAUCAUCCUCACUACUCUGUAUCUUUACUGGGUUUCACUUUCUAGAUAAUUUACUGUAAUUAUUUCUUUUCCAUACGCACAGGUCUUCAGUGCUGCUCCAUGAAUACAUGAGUCUUAAAGCAGGACUAAAGAACAUCAUCUGUGGAGAAUAAACACUCGUAUUUUAUGUUCAAGUUUUCUGUUUAACAUUUAGUCAAAUAUGAAAAUAAAUUUUCAAUAAGAAAA